AUGGCGUUUACCAACAACUUCGCGACGUCGUUCCGCUGGUGCGACCGCCUGUUUGGCACGGACAUCAAGUACCUCGAGCACCGCCCGCGCAUGAAUGAGUUGAAGAUGUCCGGCCUCAGCAGGGAGCAGUUCGCCGCGACGGAGAAGAAGAUGCUUGAGCAGGUCGAGGCGGAGGGCGUCGUAGAGGCUGCCAAGGUCGAGGCGUAUCGGUAUGGCAGCAAGAAGGUGGCGUGA
Sparassis crispa is the source of this 234-nucleotide messenger RNA. RefSeq lists its product as hypothetical. The coding region runs from base 1 to 234 and encodes 77 amino acids. Lineage: Eukaryota; Fungi; Basidiomycota; Agaricomycetes; Polyporales; Sparassidaceae. The transcript has a single exon. The record is from RefSeq and is a predicted model, not a curated record.